AUGUCAAGUAUGACACUAUCAAUUAAAGAUCUUUCCCGUUUGAUGCCUAUUUUGAAAAAUAGACAUGAGAAAGUGCAAAAAUCUUGUAUUGAUCUUAUAGGCUGUAUUGCUAAUCUUAGUGCAGAAUUUGUUAGUGCAAGAGAAUAG
Messenger RNA from Dentiscutata erythropus, 147 nucleotides. Lineage: Eukaryota; Fungi; Glomeromycota; Glomeromycetes; Diversisporales; Gigasporaceae. The record is from the annotation of a GenBank genome assembly.